Rotaria socialis is the source of this 369-nucleotide messenger RNA. The record is from the annotation of a GenBank genome assembly. NCBI's taxonomy places the organism in Eukaryota, Metazoa, Rotifera, Eurotatoria, Philodinida, Philodinidae.
AUGGAUUCUAAAUUUCCACAAACAACAACUGCACAAACAACACUGAGCAAUCACAUUACUGAUCUUGUUAUAAGUAGUUUUGCUAAUAAACUUUUUAUAUCGGUAACUCAAUUUGGUAAAAUCGGAAGUUUAGUUCUCGUUCGUCGUGACGUUAAUCUAGAAGAAGAUUCAACACCAGUCUAUUCAGUAAAAUCUCUUCUUGGUAAAGAUCAAGCUGAAUAUCAUAUACUUGCUCGUCAUCUUUACGAACGCUUACAAUUAAAAAAACAACUUCUCUUUGGUUUUGCAUUACAUUCAUUCGCUAAGAAAGAUCUUGCAGAAAUCGAAGAAUUUAUCUGUUCUAAUAUUAAAAAAGUAAAUCAACAAUGA